Messenger RNA from Saccostrea cuccullata (small rock oyster), 584 nucleotides. RefSeq lists its product as uncharacterized. Lineage: Eukaryota; Metazoa; Mollusca; Bivalvia; Ostreida; Ostreidae. The coding region runs from base 1 to 483 and encodes 160 amino acids. The record is from RefSeq and is a predicted model, not a curated record. The transcript has 5 exons. Gene Ontology annotation, molecular function: calcium ion binding.
AUGGUCAAUAAUAUUGAGGCAAUGUGGAAAAAACUCUUGAUGAAAUCUCAAUUGAUCCCAUGUCUGUUCGUUUGUCUUCUGGUCAUUGAUGUCACACUUGGGCGAUGGGAGAUUUCGGGAGGAGUGAGUGCAGGCAAUACUGGAUGGAAAGCGGAGGUCAAGGUCACAUUCAAAUGGGGAAAACGAAAGAAACGCGCCACAAAAUUACAAAUCUUUGACGUAGUAAUGUUUAUGGUAAACACGAAAAGUGAAAGUAGCGUAAGAGUAAAUCCUUGUGACUACGCCCUCUAUGAUCAAGAUGGCGACUUGGAGGUCACCAUGACAGAUUUUGACAUCAUCUUUGACCACAACGUAGCAAACAAGCAUCAGCUAGUUGAAAGGAUGUUUGCUGAACUUGACGACGACAAAGAUAAUAAAAUAUCACUCAUGGAAUUUGAAAACAAAAAGCAUGAAAUUAUUUCCCCUCAGAGCUGUAAAAUCUAAGGAACUCAAGUUUUUUCCUUGCAAAAUUCCAACAGAUCUAACAAAAUCAAACCAAAUGAAGAAUCCACAUCAAUACCGUUAGAUGUAUCAAGGUUUUAGAA